Messenger RNA from Aspergillus costaricaensis CBS 115574, 3333 nucleotides. Its product is annotated as putative PHD finger domain protein. Lineage: Eukaryota; Fungi; Ascomycota; Eurotiomycetes; Eurotiales; Aspergillaceae. Gene Ontology annotation, cellular component: nucleus. The transcript is spliced from 3 exons. The record is from RefSeq and is a predicted model, not a curated record. Gene Ontology annotation, biological process: regulation of mRNA 3'-end processing; DNA-templated transcription; transcription elongation by RNA polymerase I. Bases 480 to 3311 code for a protein of 943 amino acids. Gene Ontology annotation, molecular function: RNA polymerase II transcription regulatory region sequence-specific DNA binding.
CCCCGCUGCUCGUCGCUGGACGUUCAUUUCAUCACCAGACACUCCUGCGAGGCUAUUCUGCGAAACUUCCAUCGUCAGCUCUCGAUUCACUCGGGGAUAAGCCGCCUCAGGCGCUGCGCAGUCUACACGCGACCCCGCUCACGCCAAGCAUUCACGCUGCGCGCGACAGCAUUCAAACGAGACUCAGCACCACCCAACCGCUUGGUGUGACACCACCCACCGGCGCCCACGCGUUGUCUCUAGACUAAAAAUCGCUGCUGGAAGUGCAAGGACAAAGUAAUACCUGCGUGGACCGGGCAAACAAAAACAAGUGCCACUUUUCAGAGCCUUCCUCUGUGUAUUACUUUAGCCCUUCUGAUGCCGUAGAACGAGAUUUGGGUGGCGUGCGCAAUCCUUUUUUUUCUUCACUCUAUCUCAGACCUUUUACAACCCCCAAAGCUUCGCGCCGUAGAAAUUUGAAUACCUUAUAUACUUCCAUCAUGGCCGAUGAACCACGACGCUCCGGUCGCUCGACCAAGGGCCAGCACAAGAACCUCGACAUGAUCACCGAAACGCCCGCGAAGAAGUCCAAGGCGAAAGCCCAGCCGAAAGACAAGCCUCCCAAACCCUCCGCCGAACCGACGCCUGCUCCCAGCGAAGAAGAAGAAAUCAUUCGAUGCAUUUGUGGCGAAUAUGAAGAGGAGGAAGAUGUUGAGCGCGACAUGAUCUGCUGCGAUCGAUGCUCGGCCUGGCAACACAAUGACUGUAUGGGCUUGACAUACGCGAAGGGGGAAGAACCGGACGAAUACUUCUGUGAGCAAUGCAAGCCAGAGAAUCACAAAGUUCUUCUCGAAAAGAUCGCGCGUGGUGAAAAGCCUUGGGAGGAAGCUGCCGAAAAGAGGCGCAAGGAAGCUGAGGAGAAGAAGGCAUCUCGACGCAGAAAGGGCAAGAAGGGCGGCCGAAGAGGCAGACCAAGUGAACCCAAGGCGUCUGAGCCUAAGACAAGCGAAUCUAAAUCAGUCGAGCCCAAGGCCAGCGAACCUCCGACGGCCGAGCGCAAAACGAGUGAGUCUCAGGCCAGUGAGCGUCAGACCAGCGAGCGCAAAGCUAGCGAGCCCAAGACAGAGACCAGCACACCUGCGCGCGCUGCAACCUCUUCAACUCCCGCUCCAGCCUCUACUGCUGCCCCUGAUGCGCCUGAUGCGCCUCCUGCGCCGGCCGCACCAGUUCCUGAAGCCGAGACGCCAGCUCCUGAGAAGAAUGGACAUGUUCCUGAAACCCAGUCGACAAGCGCCCAAAAGCGCAAAUUCGAUGAGCACCAAGAGGCGCAAGUGCCUGAACCGGGACCGAAACCGAAGCAGCAAAAGAUGUCACCGCCAGCACCUGCGACGCCGGUGCCAGCGCCCGCUGCCAAACCGGCUCAAGUGAAGGAGGAGCCCAGUGCGCCUUCUUCCCGGAAAAGCUCUGCUGCAGGGACAGCAGUGACUGAUAGCUCGAAAUCCGCGGACCAGCUUACGCAUCCAUCUCGCAAGAGUGUUGCCAAAGCUCUGGUCAAGUUAUUUGUAGAGCAGAUUACUCAGGCCCAGGAACGAGGAUCGUUCCAAAUUCCCGAAGGGUCCGGGGUGAAAUCGGUGGAGGAAUUUGCCCGGCAGCUUUCUCUCUCACUCGAGAGCGCUAUGUAUGAGAAUAUAUGCGGAGGAACUGGGGAGCCCACAGAGCCGUAUAGGUCACAAUUGCGGACGAUCAUGUUCAACGUAAAGAAGAACCCUUCUCUACGGGACCGUCUGCUCGUAGGUAGUUUAUCUCCCGAUGCCCUCUCUAAGAUGAGCACCCAAGACAUGGCAAGUGAGGAACUGCAGCAGAAGGAUGCCGAAAUCAAGCGGGAAGCUGAACGGCAGCACAUCAUCGUGCAAGAACAAGGGCCUCGCAUUAGACGGACCCAUAAGGGUGAAGAGUUUAUUGAAGAUGAUAACCACAAUGUCGCCAGCGAGCCCGUGUUCUCUACUGCUGCCGCUCGACGCAGUUUGGCUGAUCCUGAUGGCAGCUCCGCUGGCCAGAGCCCAACGACCCCUGGCCCCCAGGCUCAGACUGAUGACACCCGGAAGGCAUCGAAAUCACAGGAUGUUGACACCAAGAUGACCGAUGGUGUCACCACUCACCAGGACCACUUCCCCGCGCGGGCUCAUUCUCCCGGUGGCACCAGCCAUGAGCAGGUCUUCCCCGAAGUGUCUGCUCAUAUUCGUGAGCAGCUGCCAGCAGCCAAGGCUCAGGCUGAUGCUGAGAUCGAUCAACUAUUGGGAGACGAUGAGCCCGACUCACCCCCCUACUCACCAAAGGACUUUCAUGACGAAGGGUCCAUCUGGCAUGGCAAGGUCGUCAUGAAUCCGAUUACCGAGUUUACUUCCUCCGCGAAGCAUGUCGGAGGAGCUGACUUGAGCGGACGCAUACCAUGGAGUCAGCUUGCUCCACCGACAUUGUCCAUUGAUGGAAGGAUUGAGAUUGCUCUCGCCAGCGAAUACCUCUGCGGUCUACGUUUCAGCUCCUCGACUGAUGUGACUGUUAUCUCGAUCACCCGCCCCGACUCCCCUAAGGACCGUGCAGGGUUCGAUAAGCUAUUCAGCUACUUUCAAGACCGUUCGAGAUAUGGUGUUGUUGGCAAACAUCCAUUGCCAGCUGUCAAGGAUACCUACCUUAUCCCUAUUGAAGCAGGCUCCACCAAGAAGCCGGAGUUCAUCGAGCUUCUAGAGAACAACGCUCUUGAAGAUCCGACACCGGAGCGCGUCAUGCUCGUGGUCUUUGCCGUCAAGACCGGCGAUUCUAAUCCACCAUCCGUGCAGCCUCCUUCGCACUUCCCGAGCCAGGAGCCCGGUGCUUCUGCCAGUCCAUUGACCGUGGCAGCGGGGACGCCUCAGCAGGCGCAUUUCCUGACUCCUGGACCGCCGCUUGCGUCCCAGUUCACACCCACUCCUGUAUCAUCUUACGACGGAACGCCUCAAACGCAAAUACCCUAUGGGCAUCAAGCUCAGUCACAACACCAACAACAGCCACCACCUGCAGCUCCACAAUUCACCCCCUACCAGCCUCCACAGCCCAACCAACCACCCCUCACCGGGCUCGCCGCCGCAAUACAGGUCCUCGGUGCGCAAGCCAAUACACCCGCUAUCCAACAACUUCUUUCCCAUGCCCCGAACGCUGAUGCCUCCCAGCUAAGCGUGGUCCGGGAUAUCCUCUUACGUCGACCAGAAGUCAGCUCAAACUACACGAUGUUGAUAGAAGAGUUAGCAACGGCGACCAGGACCAACGGACACGGUCCACAGCAGAAUGCACGGUAGAGAGACAAAUACAAAAAAAAAU